Syngnathoides biaculeatus (alligator pipefish) is the source of this 2477-nucleotide messenger RNA. RefSeq names its product zinc finger protein GLI4-like. The transcript has 3 exons. Gene Ontology annotation, molecular function: RNA polymerase II cis-regulatory region sequence-specific DNA binding; DNA-binding transcription factor activity. Gene Ontology annotation, biological process: regulation of transcription by RNA polymerase II. The coding region runs from base 154 to 1860 and encodes 568 amino acids. Gene Ontology annotation, cellular component: nucleus. The record is from RefSeq and is a predicted model, not a curated record. NCBI's taxonomy places the organism in Eukaryota, Metazoa, Chordata, Actinopteri, Syngnathiformes, Syngnathidae.
CCCCCCCAAAAAAAAGAAAGGCAAAACAAAAAGAAAUUACGGUUACGCGAGGUCGCUCAUCGCGAUCGUUGAGCUUCGUUUGGAUGCUUCUUCACAUAUCGGAGAACAAAACUAGCCAACACGUCGCGAAGCAAGCGCAGUCCACGUGUGAGGAUGAGCAAAAUGGAAACGCUGAGAGUUUUGCUGAAUGCGCGACUCGGUGCGGCCGUCGAAGAAGUACUUGGAGUUUUUCAAAGAACGAUCGCAGAGUACGAGGAGGAACUCGCUCGAACUAAAGACGAGAACGAGACGCAGCGUCGACAACUCGCCGCCGUUUGCGUGCCUCGGGUUGGCCUACAAGUUGUCGCAGACAACAGUGACAAAUUUCUUCCCCCGGAGGGGCAGGAUGAGCAGCGCGGGCCAAACCUUGAUUUUUGGCCAAAGUCUACCGGGACAGAAUGCAGUUCGCCGUUGACCUUCCGGGAGAGAAGCAGUCGAGAAAACGGAUGGAUGGAUGAGCAGCACGAGUGGAACUUGAGGUUGGAGCGGCAGCACCUUCGAGAGAAGAAACACUCGGCUGGCGCUAUGGACGAAUGUCCGCUGACUGCUGGCCCUGUGAAGAUCGAAGAAGGCGCGCCGAGGUCGCGGCUUCGUCGCGGUCGCUGGGCGGAACCUUCUAGAAGCAGCAGCAGCAGCAGCAGCAGCAGCAGCUCAAGUCAACACGUGACAACAGAAGCUUACCGAGACCACUGCGGAGGAUUACAAGCAGAGAGUCUCUUGGCGCCACCAUCGUCGGAUGGUGACGGCACAACGCUGGAGUCCAAAGACGGAAAUCAAGAACAUCUGCCGCCAGAACGGCAGGACGACCACUCGGGGGCGUGUCCCGUCUUGAGCUCAACGUCAGCCGGGACGGGCCGUAAUCCACCCGUCACCCUUAUGAGGAUGAGUGAUAUCGAAAAUGGGGGAACGGGGGAGCAGCGGGACUGGAACUCGGGGUUGGGGCGAGAGCAAGAGCAGCACGUUAAAGAGGAAGAGAACGCGGCCGUUAUCGCCGCUCUGAAGACCAACGAUGAUAACGGUCCGAGGUCCCGGCUUCAUCCCAGUCAAAGCGGGGAGAAGAGAUGGGCCGAGCCCCCGAGCGGCGGCAUGAAAAGCGAAGAUGGCGGGGGCCAACGCGGAGGAUCCCGAGCAGGCGGCCUCUUCCCUCCAGUCUCGCUUGACACCGUCGACGGGCGCGCCCAAGGUGAUGCGACGAGCCGCGGCCGCGACGCGCGCUGGAAGUGUUCUCGGUGCGGCGAAACCUUUGGCGCCAAGAAAAAUCUAAGAAGACACGCCGUGCUCCACGCCAGAGAACAGCCUCUGGGUUUCUCUCGUUGCCAAAGACUCCCUCCAAAGGCGAAUUUGAUAACGUGGGCGAGAGCACAACCGCCUUCCUCUUGUAGUCACCAUUCAGCAUCGACGAAUGGCAAGAAAACACACGCUGGUGGUGAGAAACCCUUUCAGUGCUCGGUGUGCAGUCAAACCUUUUCGCAAAAGCAGAAUUUGAAGACCCACAUGAGGAUACACACCGGAGAGAGACCGUUUGCCUGCUCAACGUGCGGUGCAAGAUUCACUCAAAAGAUUAGUUUAACACAUCACUUGAGAACACACACCGGGGAGAAACCGUUUUCCUGCUCGGAGUGCAACAAAGGUUUUGCUCAUCCUUCAGCACAUUUGAGACACAUGAAAUUGCACACGAGAGUGAAACCAUUUGUGUGUCCCAAUUGUGACCAAAGAUUUACCCGAAAAAAUGAUGUGAACGGACACAAGUGUGUUGGCGUCGUCGAUAAUGUAGGGACUCGCUGGCGGAUGCACGAGAUACGCUUAGAUGGAAAAAGAUGACACGCUGUGGCGACCCCUGAACGGGACAAGCCGAAAGGAAAAGAAGUAGUAGUGCAGGUUCAGUUUCUGGUCACUGACGCUUUGAAUGUUUGUCACCGCUAUUGCGAUUAGCGGUUAUGGAAAUAAAAUGGAAGUGUCCCGGUAAGAAAUUCAAGUUUAGGAUUUUCAAUAAUCGGAAUACUUGGAACGAGCCGAGUAGGAAGCACGCCUGCCUCGCAGUUCUGAAUUUCUGGGUUUGAAUCUCAGCUCCAGUCUUUCCAUCAUUGACCUCUUUUAAAUAAGUUUCUCUCCUGACGUUUUAGUUGCAUGUGAAAUUAAAAAAAAAAAAAAAUCCAUGUGAAUCCUUCGUAAUGCACAUAUUUCUGAAAAUGUGCCUGUGACUCACAAUAAAUAAGCAAGGAAGUGCUGCCGCCGUGGGUGAAAAUACUUUUACAUGCUGCGCGUGUUGCACAAACUCAUUUGGUUGGACGGUGGUCACAAUACCAAAAGUCUCACUUUUGGUACUACAAGUCUGUCUGCAUUAACUGGAGGUCUACUAUUAUUAUUAUUAUUAUUCCAAUCAACAUCUUAGAAUGAGGCUUAAAUUACUGAAAGUCUUUAUAUGUAGAAAUACAUUG